AUGUCGCGUGUAGAAAUCGCAGAGUAUGAUAACCUGCGCGCCAGAAUCCUUCCAGACAAUGCUCCGGUUCUUCAUGGAGCGUCGCCUCGCGUAAUUCAUCAUGGAUACACCGUGGUAACUUCCCGUGAAGUUUCCGCAGCGGGCGACAUAUUUCGAGCCGCGCUAAUAGCAUAUUCCGGUCCUAGCGGCUCUACAGAGGGAACACUCCUUCGCAAAGGGGGAUCGCAUGGGCGCUUAGUCGAGGCCAUGCACUCUCUCCUUGCAGAAAUGGAAAAGGAGAUGGCCUACUACUUGCAGUCGAGCGCACCAGGCGAGAAGAUCGGAUAUCGGCAUACUCAAGCGGACGGCGACCAGACGCCCAAGGCUUGUCACUCUCCUCAGCACCUGACGGAACACCAGGAAGCUUCUGCGAAGCGGCGAACUGUGACUGUGCCCCGCAAAGCUCUCUCUCACUCCCGUUCCACGCCAGAAAUCAUUCCAGAUGCCUCUCGCGAUCGCUCGACAUCUCACCAUGCUACCACGGAGUACCUACGAUCGCAAGGAUUCGCAGAGCCAGUACCUCCGGUGCCUCCUGUACCUCGACUUGCCUAUAAGGCAUACCGGAUGCCGGCCGAGCCGCCACAGAGAGGAUAUAGGCCCUAUCGGCAGCCUCCACAAGCUCGCCACGGGUGA
This is a messenger RNA of Trematosphaeria pertusa, 672 nucleotides long. RefSeq lists its product as uncharacterized. The record is from RefSeq and is a predicted model, not a curated record. The transcript has 2 exons. Lineage: Eukaryota; Fungi; Ascomycota; Dothideomycetes; Pleosporales; Trematosphaeriaceae. Bases 1 to 672 code for a protein of 223 amino acids.